AUGAAUGUUCCAAGUUUAUUUCAUUUUACAUUCUUACUGAGAGAAGUACGAACACCAUCAUGGAGAUCGUGGAUUUUGAGGAAGCAGCGAUUUUCUCUGCCCAGAGUGCCCUUACUUCAGGCAUCAGGAAAGAAAAACUCUUUCGAUCUCCUUGGACUAACUGAGGCAGAAUUAAAAGAACAGUUUGUAAGAGGUGAUGGCCCGGGAGGUCAAGCCACAAAUAAGACAAACAACUGUGUUGUCUUGAAGCAUAUUCCAUCUGGGAUUGUAGUGAAGUGUCAUCAAACAAGAUCAGUGGAGCAGAACCGAAAGAUAGCCAGAGAAAUACUGCAGGAGAAAGUUGACCUCUUCUACAAAGGUGAAGAUAGUGAUGUUUUUAAAGAGAAGAAAGCAUCAGAGAAGAAGAAGCAGGAGAAAAAAAGAAGAGCAAAGGAAAAUCUAGAAAGGAAAAAGCAUUUUAAAGAGAUGCAACAGUUGGAUAAGAAACAAACAUGUAAAUAA
Charadrius vociferus (killdeer) is the source of this 501-nucleotide messenger RNA. RefSeq names its product chromosome unknown open reading frame, human C12orf65 (gene MTRFR). Gene Ontology annotation, cellular component: mitochondrion. Bases 1 to 501 code for a protein of 166 amino acids. Gene Ontology annotation, biological process: translational termination. Lineage: Eukaryota; Metazoa; Chordata; Aves; Charadriiformes; Charadriidae. The transcript has 2 exons. The record is from RefSeq and is a predicted model, not a curated record. Gene Ontology annotation, molecular function: translation release factor activity.